Molecule: messenger RNA, 1030 nt
Organism: Pelobates fuscus (common spadefoot toad)
Lineage: Eukaryota; Metazoa; Chordata; Amphibia; Anura; Pelobatidae
Gene: ESM1
Product: endothelial cell specific molecule 1
Exons: 3
Coding region: 68-727 (219 amino acids)
Biological process (GO): angiogenesis; positive regulation of hepatocyte growth factor receptor signaling pathway
Cellular component (GO): extracellular region
Molecular function (GO): hepatocyte growth factor receptor binding; integrin binding
Source: RefSeq, a predicted model, not a curated record
UUGAGGAAGCUGACGACUGACAAGCAUGUGGGAAGGCAAUGUAUAAAGCUCAGAAAUUUGUAGUUUGAUGCUCAGCUACUAUUUUGGAUUCAUUCCUGUAACCAGCAAAAAGCUGCGAACAGUACUCUGUGUCUGGACACCAACAUUAACAUUUCAUUUUACGGGAGAUAUGAAGUCGUGUAUUAUUGUUCUAACCCUUUUGAUUAAUAUACACCUUGGCAGUGCAUGGAGAGCACAGUACGCAGUGGACUGCCCUGAACGUUGUGAUAGCCAUGACUGCAAAAGCACUACACGCUGCAAGAGGACCGUGCUGGAUGACUGUGGCUGCUGCAGAGUCUGUGCCGCAGGUGUUGGCGAAACCUGUUACCGUACAGUUUCUGGCAUGGAUGGAGUUAAAUGCGGGCCUGGUUUAAAGUGCCAGUUCUUUACAGAAGAAGAUGACUUUGGUGAUGAAUUUGGAAUUUGCAAAGAAUGUCCAUAUGGCACCUAUGGGAUGGAGUGUAGGAGAACCUGCAACUGUCAGUCUGGCAUAUGUGACAGAGUGACGGGAAAGUGCCUAAAAUUUCCAUUCUUUCAACUUACUGGGGGAAAGUCAGCAAGUAAACUAAGGCUUGUUUCUCAUACAGAUUCCGACACUUCUUCUGGUGAUGGAAACAAUCUCAAAGAAGAAUUUGCAAAAGAGAAAACUGUUCGAUCACCUGGAAUAAAAUGGCUAAAUCCACGCUGAUUGAAAAAAAAAAAAUUAAAAAAAAUGUAAGGACUUUUGAAUGGAUUAAGUGCUUAUUUGUUUCUAAAUAAGGCAAAUGAAAAGCACCAGAACAACCUGGAUUUGUAAUAAAACUCUGAAGAUUUCAGUACAUUGAUUAAUUUAUAAUAUGCAAGAAAGCAUUAAUGACUUCAGAGUUUAUGCAAGAAGUUUGUUCUAUGAUGCAAAAAUUCUUAUCAAUCUUUUGUAAAUUUAAAGUAAUAUAAAAUUAUUUUGGAUCAAUUUCAAAGGUUUUUCAAUUGUCUUGUAAAGGUGAUAUAAUUC